Molecule: messenger RNA, 1569 nt
Organism: Sclerotinia sclerotiorum 1980 UF-70
Lineage: Eukaryota; Fungi; Ascomycota; Leotiomycetes; Helotiales; Sclerotiniaceae
Exons: 2
Coding region: 1-1569 (522 amino acids)
Molecular function (GO): protein binding
Source: RefSeq, a predicted model, not a curated record
AUGGCUUCAAAAAUCAAAGUUCUUGAUUCAGAUCUCUUAGACCUUCCUCCGAGUUGCAUAGAGUUUUGGCCAAAUAAUCCUUCAUGGUUCAUCAUUGGAACCUAUGAGUUGGAUAAGGAGGAAGAGGAUUCAUGGGUACAUGUCGAGAAGUCUUCGAGUGAAGUCAUUGUGAAUACUGAACCAUUUCCACAUAAAGAAGGAAUGGUUUCUUCAGCUCCCUUGAGCUUGAUCGAUUAUUCUCAUCCCGAACAUAUUUUUGUUGAAGAUAAAAACAUCAUCUCAAAUGGAUUGGAAGAUCAAUCAGAGCCUCCAUCUACUCUUCAAAAGAGGAAUGGAAGUUUAAUGCUAUACCAUCUUGAUGGUGGUUCUCUGACUCUUUGUCAAUCACGCCCGUAUCCAUAUGGAGCAAUCUAUGAUCUACAUUUUUGUCCCACGGAUCAAGAUUACUUCGCAGUCUCCUCCAGCACAGGCAGGAUAUCACUCUUCAAAAUAACGGCCGAUGGAAAUACUUCUCCUAAUCUCGAGCAUAUUAAUACUUGGAAAGUAUUUGAUGAUUCCGUUCUUAUCACCUAUUUUGCAUGGUGUCCCUCAACAUCGAAAGAUGGUUCCCUAUCUUUAGCUGUGGCAGCUUCUACUGGAGUUGUUCAAAUACUUAAUAUCACUGGGGCUAUAUAUGGCAAGAUACACGGUUCGGAUUUACGGUUACGGAAAGAAGAACCAUCAGUAUCGUUGCAUUCUUUGAAAAUACCAUAUUCAGGCGAGGAACCUCAAUAUGCAUAUUGCUGUUAUUGGGCUUGUCACCCUUUCACAUGUUCCGAAAAGUUCCACGGGAUAUUUUCAGGAGGCGAUGAUUCGAAACUCCGGAUUUGCAUUUUAGGAAAUUCUCGAAAUAGAGAUAAUCAUUUUGACUUGAAUUUGCAAAACUCGUACUCAGGGCAUGAAGCUGCUGUUAUUUCUAUUCUUCCAUUGCCAUCCGGGGAUAAAAAAUGGGUUCUCUUAACUGGUAGUUACGAUAAUAAAGUUCGAGUUAUCAAUAUGGGAUGGUCAUUUGGCCCGGUGUCUCCUUAUGAACUUGCCAAAGAGACACCAAUCGAUGUUGUAGCAGAUUUAGAUGUUGGAGGAGGAGCAUACCGUCUUGAAUUCCUUCACGAAUACCCCAGGCAAACAGAAAGCGACAAAGAUAUCUCCUUCAGGAUCCUGGCAUCAUGCAUGGAAGUUGGCGCCAAGAUUCUAGAAGUCCAGCGAAAGGAAGAUAUUUGGGAUGUUAAGGUUAUCGCAUCCAUCGAUAUUGACAUACCUAAAUGGCCAAACCCAACUAACAAAUCCCAAUUAUGCUAUGCCAGCGCAGUACAACCUGGUAGAAAAGAUGGAGGUUUGGUGUUCGUCAGUUCUUAUUUUAAUAAGAGACGACUGAGCGGUACACCAAAAAGGGUACAACCUACUAUUACGAGUGGAGAUACGAUUUUUGUUAGUACGUGUUUUAAUAAGCGACAAUUGGGUGUUUAUAAAUUUGUGGAGGAUGAGAAGAAUGAAAUUGAAGAAAUUACAAAGGGUGUUGAGGGGCUUUGA